Messenger RNA from Moneuplotes crassus, 946 nucleotides. The record is from the annotation of a GenBank genome assembly. Lineage: Eukaryota; Ciliophora; Spirotrichea; Euplotida; Euplotidae.
AAUGAGUUCCCAACCGCGUACAACGAGAAGGAGUAAAAACAAGAACAAGAACUUUAAAUUCCCUCCCAUCAGCAAGAAGAAAGGAAUGAGGAAGAAUAAUACUAAUAAAACAGUAUUACAUGAAGAAACUAAGCAGAGCUCUCAGCAAACAAAGAAGUUCAGGAAGGGCAAUAAGUUACUAAACAAACGACUGGGCGAAAGCCAGUCUAAGAAAUCAGACGAGAUGUCCAAUGGAAGUCUACUCAAAGAUUUCUUCGCCAAAAAGAAGUCCAUGGGAGUAAAGAAUACAAGAGAAGCUAAUAACACCCUUUCUUAUGGUAGUGAAGUCAAUACAAGUCGGUUUUUGUUAAAGAAAAGAGAGAAAGAAGCAAAGGAAAGAGAAUGGGUUAAUUCUAUUGGGCAGAAGAGAUUUAAAAAUAAUGAGGUCUUGAAAAACAUAUUCUCGAAGAAUUAUGAGGUAGAAGGAAUGAAAAAUAGGUAUAAGAGUGUUGACUCUCGAGGAAAUAAAUCAGUUUCAAAUCCUGUGCAUAUAAGGAAUAAAUUUAAAAUUGAUAAUCAUGAAAGUGUUAGAGAGAUGAGUAAGCCAUUAGUGCUCUCUAAUGACUAUCUUGAACCGGUAGUGAAGCAAGCUGAUACUUUAUCAAACUUUUCAAUUCACUCACAUAAUCAGACACCUGAAACGGUUGAAAGUAGUGCAAAGGGAUUCCCUAUAUAUCUUAGUAAGGGUCGAGAAAACAACCAAAGAUCUCUUUUAAAUUCUCAAAGAAGGUAUGAAUCACUUAAACUCAAAAAUCAUGAUAAGAGCUUCCCUAUGAACGAGUACGGAAUCAUCAACCACAUGUCUCUCAAAUCCAAUCGACAUAACCACCCCAAAAUCCCCCAAAACACCUCCUAACCCCCACCUAGGCAUCAACCCACCCCUAAAUUUUCCUUAAAACCUCUCAAA